UCUGUAAACAGUGGCAAACAGUUUGGUCUGUCUUUGGCUCCACUUAUGGCUGAAGUGAUUGUCUUUUAGUUGAUAUCACGAGUAUAUGAAUCGCAUUACAAGCCAUCCAUCACAUGAUGGCAUCGUUUCUGAUGCUCUCAUAUCUAAUUAAAGCCAAAUUCAAGAGAAAGUUAUUGAUUUGUCACUCAAUCAUCGCAUGCAUUGUUUUGUGUCAUUUGAUCCCAACCUUCGCCAGUCACUCGAUAUCACCCUCCAGUUCAUCCACUUGUGGUGAUGUGCUCUGCUUUCACGGCACCUGUCAUGACGGCCGUUGUAUAUGUGAUAAUGGAUGGCAGGGCUCGGCCUGUCAUCGGUGCGGAGGAAGGAUUAAAUUGGACGCGCCGUCAGGUUAUAUAAGCGAUGGCAUCGGGAACUACAGUACAGACCUUCAGUGCACAUGGAUUAUAGAGAGUGGUCUGAACGACUCGGUCAUCCGUCUGGAGUUCGUGCACUUCGAGACGGAGUGUUCGUGGGAUCACUUAUACAUCUUCGACGGCGACUCUGUCUUCUCGCCAGUGUUGGCCGCCUUCAGUGGUAUACUCGUCAGAGACGGACAUGUAUUUCAGCGGAUCCCCGAAAUCAGUGCCCAUUCCGGAAGAGCUUAUCUAUAUUUUUAUAGCGACGCCGCCUAUAAUAUGAGUGGUUUUAAUAUAUCGUAUAGUAUUAACACGUGUCCCAAGAACUGUUCGGGUCAUGGAGUGUGUGUCUCGCCAUCCCUGGGCUGCACCUGUGAUGCCGGAUAUGACGGCGAGGCCUGCGAUCGACUUAUUUGUCCCAACGAUUGCAGCGGACAUGGAGUGUGUGAUAGAGAGCAACACAAAUGCAAUUGUGAUUACGAUUACGUGGGCAUUGACUGCAGUCAACCACAGUAUGAGGGCUUCUGGACUAAUGUCAAUGCCAUCAAAGGGGUUAAGGGGAGGGCUCUUCACCAGUCAGUGCUCUACGAGAACUCCAUGUUUGUGACGGGAGGCGAGUACUAUGAACCUGAAGAGUUCCUCAUGAGGUUUGAUCUGAAACUUAAGAAAUGGGAGACCAUUAAAGCGGACCCCCAUUCAGGCGGUGCGCCCUCCGAACGGUUCGGCCAUUCCGUUGGUUUAUACGACAACAAACUUAUAAUGUUUGGCGGAAUGAUUAAAAACGGAACCAUUACUCGAGAUCUUUGGGCGUAUGAUAUACUGAAACAGAGAUGGGAUCUAUGGGUUGACGGCGACGACUACUUCUACACCCCCUGUGCCACACCUUAUUGCAGUCCAUUGCCGGUGAUGGGACAUACGGCUACUCUCAUAGACAAUCAAAUGAUAGUCAUAUUUGGAUAUAAUCCUGUGUUUGGUUACCUCAAUGUUGUCCAGGAAUUCAAUUUUUUGAGCAAAACCUGGCAAAUGAUACAAACUCGAGGAGCUAUAGUGAAGGGAGGUUUCGGUCACUCGAGUUGUUAUGAUUCGGUGACAAAACUUAUUUACGUCUUCGGCGGUUAUCACUCUCACGGCGCUUCCGAUACUAUACUCGUUGACCUCCUGUAUGGCUAUAAUCCUCGUUUCAAAUCAUGGAUUUUGCUGAACCCGAGCCAAUCGCCCCGUUACCUGCACAGCGCAACCAUAAUCAAUGGCUUAAUGCUUGUCUACGGCGGUAAUGGUUAUAACGCGAGUCACUACAACUCAGGCGACCGAUGCUUUUCCCCCCAAUUCCUGUCCUACGAAAUCUCAUGCGACACGUGGCGUACACUGAAGGACCCGUCGCCCGCUAUCCUAUUGAGCGACGCGGGCUUCGGUCGUUACGGUCACUCCAGUGUCUUAUACGAGGACUCAAUCUACAUAUUCGGCGGUUUCAAUGGUGUAAUGCUCAGUUCGAUACUUAAAUACUCACCGGGAGAUUGUCGUCGGUUUGUCACAAUAGACGAGUGCUCGCGAGUGAGGGCCGGAACCAAAUGCGUGUGGAAUAAAGACAAGAAUGUCUGCCAACCAUUCAGUGCACAGAAGGCAUCGCAAGUGUCGGCGUCGCUCUACAGUCCAUGCGAUAGUGUUUACGCCAACUUCACGGAGUUGUGCCAAAGACAGACACUGUGUCCGUCGUGUCUGGAGAACACCUAUGGCUGCGUUUGGUGUAGUUCUGGCCAAUGCUCUCAUCAAAAAUGUCGUAAAACCGGUAUCAAAGAUGAGGUGAAGAGUAUCAGCGACUCUUCCAGAUGUGAAGACGAUAUUCGGAGUUCUAAUUGUGAUAAACUUCAUAACUGUCACUCAUGUCAUACCGAAUACCAGUGCGGAUGGCAAAGGGAUUCAAAGUGUUAUACAUUUGUUAGAGAUUUCGACAACAAGACUGAGAAGACUGGCCUUCGCGAUGAUCUGAAGCCCACGUGCGAACAGCCCUGUCAUACGCGUAAUACGUGCGAGAACUGUACGGCCGGCUCAUGCAUGUGGUGUAGUUCCACCCGACGCUGCAUUGAGUCGAACGCAUACGCGGCUGUCUUCCCAAUUGCUCAGUGCAUGGAGUGGACAAUACAUCCAUACAAGUGCUCGGGUCUCACCUGUUCUGAUAUACAGACAUGUGAUAAAUGUUUGAAGAAUCCAUUGUGCGGGUGGUGUGAUGACGGCACCGGUACGGGAGUCGGCAUCUGUUUGGAAGGCGCCUCAACCGGACCCUAUAUGUGGAACGGAACACAUUAUUCGCUUGUAAUGAGUGCCUGUCCGGCCACCCACUGGCACUUCUCCCACUGUCCUGAUUGUCAAUGCAAUGGUCACUCGCACUGUAUGGCAGCCAACGUAUGUCACAAACCGUGUCAACACUUGACUGAAGGCACUCAUUGUCAGUACUGUAUGGCCGGCUAUUACGGGAACCCAAUAAAUGGUGGGAACUGUACGCCGUGUUCGUGUCACAGUCACAGUGUGUUCUGCAACCGGGAGUCAGGCAAGUGUCACUGUACGACCAAGGGCAUCACUGGCCACCACUGCGAGAAGUGUGACGAACAGAACAAUUACGUGGGAAACCCUCAGGAGGAGGGCGGCUCGUGCUUCUACAACCUCACGAUGGGCUACCAGUACACCUUCAAUAUGUCCAAACCCGACGACCGCUUCUACACUCGCAUCAACUUCAUGAACGUACCCAUGACUCCGGACAUCGACGUCGAGUUCAUGAUCCAGUGCCAGGAAAGUGCUUUAGUCAACAUCUCCAUCGGCUCCGCCACGUUUCCAAUCCGUACUCUUCACGAGCGACUCGAAUGCGGAAACUUUAAGCUUCGGUUCUCUCACGACGAGAACCUCUUUGGCAUUGAAAACACAACCUUUUAUGUGAAUGUCUUUGCUUUCUCGACACCAUUUGUUCUCCAGAUAUCAUUCUCACAGCACCGGACUCUCGAUUUGCUCCAAUUCUUUGUCACUUUUUCGAGUUGUUUCCUAACUCUUCUCAUAAUCGCUGCCAUUCUGUGGAAAAUUAAGCAAAAGUAUGACUUAUAUAGACGCCGACAGCAAUUGUUUGUAGAGAUGGAACAAAUGGCUUCGCGACCCUUCGCCACAGUUGUCAUUCAUAUCAAUAGAGAGCAAACAAACUUCAAAGACAGUCGAAGCCAUGAUUGUGAUAACCCGACGCCAAUCGCAUUAGAGCCGUGCAAUACUGGCAAAGCGGCUGUCCUUUCACUCAUCGUGCGAAUGCCUACGGGAGGAGUGGUAGCAACGCCUCCAGGUCAAACAGGAAUCGCGAUCGCUUCAGCACUGGUAUCCUUAGGAACAAUCCCUUUGGAGCAGAAGUCUAAUAAAGAGACCGAUUGUCCCAACAAUAAAGUGAUCAAUAGUUCAAAUAAGUUAAACAACUGUCCGACCACUACAACCAACAUGACUGGUGUUUAGCAUCUCAU
Oppiella nova is the source of this 3883-nucleotide messenger RNA. NCBI's taxonomy places the organism in Eukaryota, Metazoa, Arthropoda, Arachnida, Sarcoptiformes, Oppiidae. The record is from the annotation of a GenBank genome assembly.